GCACGAAGCGAAUGGAUUUCACGCCAUCAUCGAUGAGUGUUCUCUGCCAUCUCCACUUCAAAGAUGACUGCUUUCUCAACCGGUCUGCUUAUGAUCAAGGAUUUGCAAAAAAAAGUAACGAGACUGGGGGAAGCUAUUGAAUGGAACUGGAGGGCCUGAAAAGAUGCAGUUAGGAGUUGGAAGGCUUCAAUGUAAAAGUUGUCGUCACUGACACUGACAGGCAUCGCCAGGUGCUGAAAUGGAUCAGGGAGAAUUGGACCCAAGUCAUCCAUUAUUAUGAUUGUUGGCACAUUGUUAAAGACACCGGAGGAAAAGAAGCAGUGUCUGGCAUGUGUGGACCACCUGCAGAACAUGCACGAUAGUUGUUUACAUCCUCCAAUUACUAGAGAAAAAGCGUGGCUAUUACCAGGUACUGAAGUCAAUGUCGCAGUGGUGGAACUCCUGACAAAGACCAUGUUUGUCAACGAUGUCAUGAAGAUGUCUCACCUCGGACAGACCAGUGGCGUGGAAGCUUUUCACAGUGUGGUGAAUCACUUUGUCCCAAAGAUGUACUACUUCUCGUACAAAGGAAUGAAAAGCAGAAUAAUUCUUGCUGCUAUGCAUUAUAAUGAAAAUGCUGGCAGACCACAGAACGUGACAAAGGAAGGAAUACACUCCUACUGUAUCGUUUAUCCCAAAUAUAAGAGUGGGGGGUAUUCUCUGAGAAAGAUACUGCUGGAUGCAACUUAUGACUAUGUGAAUGACUGCCUGUCAGAGGUGAUGAAACUGAUUGCCAUUCAAAAUAAGUACAGAACUGGUGAUGUGUGUGUCGACCCGCAAUUUUUGACAGCAGCACUGAACAGACCAGACCGGACAAGUCAACCGUUACUGCCGAGCACCAGACUCGAUUCCUCAGGAAAUAAAAAAAUUACAUUCCCUGUCUUCAGUUGUCCUCAUUUGUUUAUUUUUAUUACAGUAUUUUGUUAUGAUUGACACCAUGUCCACAUUAACCACUCUAAAACCAGUCCCAAUCACAGUUCUGG
This is a messenger RNA of Hippocampus comes (tiger tail seahorse), 1022 nucleotides long. RefSeq lists its product as uncharacterized. Lineage: Eukaryota; Metazoa; Chordata; Actinopteri; Syngnathiformes; Syngnathidae. Bases 277 to 972 code for a protein of 231 amino acids. The transcript has 7 exons. The record is from RefSeq and is a predicted model, not a curated record.